Trichoderma virens Gv29-8 is the source of this 1749-nucleotide messenger RNA. RefSeq lists its product as uncharacterized. Lineage: Eukaryota; Fungi; Ascomycota; Sordariomycetes; Hypocreales; Hypocreaceae. The transcript is spliced from 2 exons. Gene Ontology annotation, molecular function: transmembrane transporter activity. The record is from RefSeq and is a predicted model, not a curated record. Bases 1 to 1749 code for a protein of 582 amino acids. Gene Ontology annotation, biological process: transmembrane transport.
AUGGACGAAACCUGCGAGUUGGGCAAUUUGCAGGCCCCAGUCCGACCCCAAAACACCUCUAUACAUGAGUUAACUAACGAAGAACCCAACCUUGUCCCACCGCCCAUACCAGCGCAAGACAACGAGCCUCGGUCAGCGGGCCACCGGACAUGGAGGUUCUGGGCUAUCAUUAUCGCAUUGAGCAUCACGGGACUGAUGUCCGCAAUCGAGGGUACCAUCAUAACGAGCGCGCUGCCCACCAUCACAAACGCUCUGGGUGGUGGUGAUACCUACAUUUGGGUCCCCAACGCCUAUCUCCUGGCGCAGGUAGCCAUACUUCCUCUUGCCGGGCAAGCAAGUAACAUCAUGGGUCGUCGCCAUCUCCUUCUGGGAGCCGUUGCCCUCUUCACACUAGGGGGUGGCCUCAGCGGUGGUGCCUCCUCGAUGAACAUGCUGAUAGCGGCCCGCACUAUUCAGGGGCUUGGCGGCGGAUGUAUCAACCUCCUGAUAGAGACUAUUGUGACCGACAUUGUUCCGCUCCGGGAGCGUGGCCAAUAUAUGGGCAUUGUGGGCAUUGGCACUAUUGUUGGAGCGACCCUGGGUCCAUUUCUGGGUGGCUUAAUCACCGAUCAUGCUUCCUGGCGAUGGUGUUUCUACAUCAACGUGCCCAUCGGCGUUGUCUCUUUCGGGAUCCUGUUUGUGUUCCUCCGCGUCAAGUACGAGCGCGACAUGAGCUGGUCGGCUCGUUUCAGGCGCAUCGACAUCUCUGGUAAUGCAAUUUUUGUAGCCGCAAUCGUCUCCGCCCUGAUUGCGCUUACUUGGGGCGGCACCAUCUACAGUUGGAGCACCUACCACAUUGUUGUGCCCCUCGUCCUGGGCCUUGUAGGCGUGUUGCUCUUCGCCGCUUUCGAGUGGACUCCGCGACUCUGUCCAGAGCCCUCCUUCCCGCGGCAGAUCGUGUCAAACCGCACCUCAGCAGCCGCUCUUGUGCUGACCUUUAUCCACGCGGUCGUCGCCUAUUGGGUAUACUACUUUCUGCCGAUAUACUUCCAGGCCAUUAAGGGUUUGUCACCUCUACGCUCCGGAAUAAAUACAUUGCCCAAUGUGGCAGGCGGGCUUGUCUUCGCGGUUCUGGGAGGCGUCCUGCUCUCCAAGUUUGGCCGCUACAAGCCUCUCCACUUGGUCGGAUUCGCUGUUACUACUGUCUCGUUUGGGCUGCUCAGCAUCCUUGAUGCCAAUUCAAGCGACGCCGCGUGGGUAUGCAUACAGCUUCUAAACGCCGUCGGCAGUGGCAUGCUUGGUGGUGUGCUCCUGCCUGCGGUCCAGGCACCUCUGGAUGAAAGCUAUGUCGCCACGGCUACCGGCAUUUGGAGCUUUGCUCGCUACUUCGGCUGCAUCUGGGGUGUCACUAUCCCGAGUGCCGUGUUUAAUAAUGAGUGUAGUCGUCUCGCGAGCACCAUUACCAACGCAGAAAUCGCUGGGAAUCUGUCAGGAGACAGCGCAUAUCAGCAUGCCACAGGUGCUUUUCUACUCAGCAUUGAAGACCCGGCACUUCGCGCAGAGGUGGUCAAAGUUUUCACCGGAGCGAUGCGGACAGUUUGGCUUGUUGGAAUUGCAUUUGCUGCAUUGGGAUUCUUGGUCAGUUUUAUAGCGAAGGAGAUUAAACUACGGGAGGAAUUGAACAAUAACUUUGGGGUAGAAGAACAAAAGGGUGUUACAAUCUCGCGGACGACAGACACCGAGGCUGUGUUAUCGCCUAAUCCUGUCUGA